GCGUUGCUCGCAUCCGCAGUGCGCGUCGUGCAUGCUCGGUCUGCGUGUUGUACGGUGAAGCGGACGAAGAGAGGCGACAUACGUGCGUACGCGCGCGCUGGCGUACUGACGACAUAGCGAUUGUUCUCUUGUCGUCGUCGUCGUCGUCGUGGAGCGGCAGCUUGCCUAACAGCUGGCCUAGCGUUCUUCGUGCAGCCGCGGAAAUGACCGUGGCGAUCCGCGACAAUUGCAGCCGCAGCAUGACUACGAGCAGUCGGAAAGUUGUCGCGGGGAUGUGAGCGCGCGAGAGCGUAGCGCGUCGUCACCCUGGCAAGAGACGACGGGGGACGCGCUGCAAACACGACCUCGUGUUGCUACGCGAUAAACACGUAUUGGCGAUCGCGCCGAAGGGAGCAGGUAGCGACGACGACGAGGUGGCCCUAUUACCAGCGUGGUGAACGAUGGCUGAUUUCGACGCGAUCUACGAGGAAGAGGAGGAGAAUGAGCAGAACUUGGAGGAGCACUACGUCGCCAUGGUGCCGGAUCCGAUCGUAAUCCGCGGAGCUGGCAAUAUGACGGUAUUUGGUCUCAGCAAUCGUUUCGAAUCGGAGUUUCCUAAUGGCCUCGUGUCCCGCGUAGCUCCAGAAGAAUUCAAAGCAACUGUUAUGAGAAUAAACAGUGUGUUAAAAAAGACUUUGCCUGUUAAUGUUAAGUGGUUGUUCUGCGGUUGCGUAUGCUGCUGCUGUACUCUAGGAUGUUCUCUGUGGCCUGUCAUUUGUUUGAGCAAGAGGACACAACAUUCGUUAAACAAAUUAUUAGAAUGGGAAAAUAGUAGGCUCUACCAUAAACUCGGGUUACAUUGGAGAUUGGCGAAACAAAGGUGUGACAGCUCCUCCAUGAUGGAAUAUGUUCUCUUAAUUGAAUUUAUUCCAAAGAUACCGAUCUAUAAGCCCGACUAAGUAAAUAUGGAAGUCAUAUACAGUUAAUAAUAAAUGAAUAUAAAUCUCGUGCGAGUAUACAGGAUGUUCAUCGUAACAGUUCGUACGAUUUUUGAGACUCUUGCGAUAAUUUGAAGAAAAACUUUCGUUCGGAAACUUUUUCCUCAAAUAAUGAACAUCCCGUAUAUAGCGUCGAAUGCAAUCGCGAUUGAUGUGCAAGGUAAUGCUGAUCAAGUGCCGCUACACGACGAUAUAGGUACUUUCCAGUACUUAUGUAACGCAUAUUUUUGUAAAUACCAUGGGUAGGAACGCACAGUACAAUAAUUCGAGGUAAUGAUGGCGUUUAGGUGGCGUUUUGAUUGUAAAGGGAGAGAGAGAGAGAGAGAGCUAUUUGUCCAUAAUACGAGAAGGACAUCGUGAACAAGUUAGAUGAGUGUUUCCUAUCCUUUACGUUAGAUCGAAAUUUUAAGAAAUAGAUGCGAUUAUUUUUUUCAUCGUUCUUUUCGUUUUUACAAUGGACUUCUCAUGGCGAGAAACACGAAGCUCGAUAGCUUCUUUGCCAGUUCUGUUUAGUCAUUUUAUACGAUUAUAUACGUGGAUCAUUUGAAAGGCUUGCGUCCUAAUACAGAGACAGCGCAAACUUUCAAACGACUCGUGUAUAAUCGUAAACGUAAUAAUUUCGAAUAAUUUUAUAAUUUCCAGAAAAGCAAUUGAUUGUCUCUCAAAUCAUAAUUUCUUUUCGGAUUCUCUGUAUAAUGUUUGGUAAUCCGUACUCGUCAAGGUAGAGUUGAAAUUUUCAGGUAAGAAAUUAAUCUGAUUCAGUACAACGAACAUAUAUUAAAGUAUGGAUAGUAAAAGGAACGGAGCAAGCUCGCUAUAAAAGGAAAAAAAAAAAUCUGUCUAUGUGUGUUAUGCGACGCGCACUCGCACGCAUGCACUCACGCACGCGCCCACACUGAGAGAAAAAUAUAGUUGCCUUCGGCGUCUACCAUACUUUUUUGUAAUUUUAACUAGAAAAAUAAUUAGACGAACAAUCGUUCUAAUAACAAUAGUUUAUUCAAUUAGCAGUAGGUAACCGUACUAAAACAAUGGUUUUUCUAAUUAUUUUUGUGGUUAAAAUCACGAAAGCAUAUAGUUGACGCCAAAGGCAACUAUAUUUUCCUCUCAGUGCAUGUUGUACAUACGUACGUACAUGUACAUAUAGAAAAAAAAAGUUAUUUUAACAAUAGGUUAAUUUCUUACCACGGUGAUAUUAGAAAGUAUAGUAUGUAAAGCGCGGCUUUACUUCCCGAUACAAAUUUGACGAGAUAUUUUAACACGAGAACGAAUUAUUAUCUGGAAUCGAGAAGCGGCACGUUUGUACGCGCGAUUUAAAGGUAUCGAGUGUAGACGCGAGGACAUGUAGAGAUAGCGAUCGCUGAUAAAUUUAUAGAGUGUAUCGACGAUAAAAGAGGAAGAUUUUAAUUGCUAAACGCGGCGGUUUAUAAUGGGGCAAACAGUACGGCUAUUGCCGCACGACAGCGUGAUUAUGGACACGGAAGGACGGAGGAAAUAUAUCAUAGGAGGUUACCUUGAGCGAGCCUCUUGGCUCUUGUCUCGUAAUGAAGGCUAAUGUUUUAGCAUACGUGCGUAUCGUCGUAAUUCUUUGUUCACGGACAUCUCUUUUUGGUAUAUUAAAGGUUGUCUCUCUCUAUCCGUCUAGAUGGCGGCAGACAGAAGUUUGUCAGUUCUCUGUUAAAAAAAAUUCUUCAACGUUUUUGGAUUGGAAUAAUCGAGGCGUGACGGUAACGGACACUGUGAUAUUCCAAUAUAAAAACAUUGAAGAAUGUUUUAACGAAAGUUCGACAGAUUCCUGUCUACCGCCGUUCAGACGGAUAGUGAAAAUCAAUCUUAACACGUUCCGUGUCGCCGGUGAUCCACGCCGAAUUUUGAGUUCAGGCCAUUUUGAUCGAAAAUGUAACCCUGAAAUACUCUUAUAAGCAGAACUGAGCGAGUUAAUUUUUUAAAUUAAGUUUAAAGUUAAUGGACUUAUACUAUUAACUUGGUUAAGUUAAAAGUCACAUAAACAAAAACUAAAUUAAAAGAUUAAGUCAACUUAGUAAAAUUAAAAGUUAAUUAUGUAAAAUAAUAUAUACAUAUAUAUGUGUUUUUCGUAUAAUUAACUUUUUAAUUGUAAACUAAAUUUGUGUGAAAUAAUGAAAAGGGAGUUUUCAAUCUAAUCUUUUAUGAAAAGAAAUAAACGACUGUUUUGUGCUGAUACAAGAGAAGCACACUGUCGCUCAGAAAAACAGACAUGUUGGUAUCAUUUUUUAUUUUCCGUAUUCUGCGUGUAAGCAGAAUUUUAGCAUUGAUGAUUUUAGCGCGAUGAUUUUAGCAUUGGUUAUUAGUAUUAUGAUUUUAACUUAUAUGAAAUAAAGUUAAAGAUAUUAAAUUUUAAAAUAAGUUUAAUAAAAGGUAAAAACUAGUUUAAAUUAAUUUUUCAACAUAACUUUUAAUUGGUUAGCUAGUUAUUUCUCAACUCUGCUUAUGAGUAUUAUGAGACACAUGUUAUUUAAGAAAUAUAACACGACACAUGCGGGUCAUCGAUGACUCAUGCGACGUGAAUAACAAGUCACAUAAAAUUAAUCCGGCACGGAACGUGUUAAAUAGUAUUAUAUACAUACAUUCUGCAUCCAAGUAAAAAUUGCUGAUCGAUAAAUAUUAAUUUUCCGAGUAAUAAUCUCAUUUCGAUCCGUUUGCAAAGUGACGCGUCAUGAUACUGUUUACCCUAUUUUUGUUACUAAUGAACCGCUUCCUGCUUACGGCGGGAAUAGGGAUAGCGAGAUAUCGGGUCAGAGUCUCCCAUGUGAAGUGUCAAGGAGUGUGUGGUCGUGUCGGCACUGUGUUUCACAUUAACACUCUGAUAUGGUUCCGCACAGAUAUUUCUCUCUGCUAGCGACUUGUCUAACACGCGAUAAUUACAUGCGGCCGUUGCCGUUGCAUUGUUUUCACGCAUUAACGGACACUAAAUUCGAGCGAAUUUUACUCGUCGUCGGGCGCCCACGAAAGACAACAAAGAGAGGUUGUAGUAGAAAGUAUGCAAGAGGCUUGUGAAAAUGCUGCAAGUAUUUCUGUUGCUAUUCAGUGGCUGUGAUCGAGAACAAAAGACUAGUUUCGAAUUUUUCGAAUGCGUAUCGCAAACACGAGCUACGCGCAACACCCGUGCUUUAUCUUACGAGGUUCUACAUUUGAAGCCUUUUGUAGAAUACCAGAUUUAAUCUGUUUCUCUAACGUUUGUACUUAUCCCGUAGAAUAAUUAAGUCGAGGCGACGACGAGCGUUUGCGUCGUAGAGGCGUGUGUCUGUGUCAUGUAGCAUUAGUGAAGGGGUGAUAUAUGCCGCCAUAUCUCUGAUUUCAACCGCGAGCUGUAGGUAUGAUCCAUCGAUCAUUGAUACCUCAAGGGAAAAAAAAACAAAGUGGUAUUUGCGCAGAUCUUUAUUUCUCCCUGAAAAUACGAAGAAACGAUUAUACUCUCAAUGAUCUGUUGGAUAAUUAAUCAUGUAAACGAUAGGUACGUUAGAAGCGAUCAUGAAAAAUCAAGUCGGCCCCAGACGGCAAAUGUAUUGUAAAUAUUAUUAAAUGUAAUAUAAAAAUUUAUAUUGAAGUAUUGAACUGCUCGAUAAGUUCGUAGGUAUUUCGAUGAAAAAUUAAAAGUCGUCUUAUUAGUUGCGAGUAAUUAGUUACUUUUUUUAAAUCAAUGGACGAUUGAUAUAAGCCAAUUUAAUUGAAGAAUACUUAAUCGACAAUUCAUUUCAACGAAUUCAAUUAAAGAUCGUUCAAUUGGCGAUCGACAUGAGCGAAGGCAAUCAAAGAUCAUUCCAUUAACGAUUGAGCUUAGCAAAUUCAUUAACGGUUAUUCAAGCAAAUUUAUGCUCAUACAUAUCAACCGUCAAUUAAUUGCAACUUAUUUGUUUUAUUCGGCCAUUAAUCGAGAAAAAUUUAAUUGAUAUUUCUACAACUCUGGGCUUAACUUUAUUCAAUAAUUUUACCGUUCUUCUCGAUGGCAGAUGACCGAAAAAAUGGAAAAUGUAAAAUUAUGCCUAAUUACAAAAAUGUUGGAUUUAAUUUUUUGUAGAAAUCUCUAGGAACUUAUCAAAAAGCCGAAAGAUACACAUACAUGUUAUAGCCAACGUUAGGAUUUGCACUUGCCAACGUUUACAUUCGCCAUGUCGCAUGGAGCCGACUUAACAUUAUCAAUUACAAUGAACGGGUAUACGAACAAACCAUUGUUCGACUGUUGCUUGUUCCUUCUUCUGGUAAUCCUACAGGUAAAAUAAUAAUAGCUUUUGCGUGUAACGUCUCUGUCAAUGGGUCAACUGACAAAGCAGCUUGUAGGAAAAGAAUCGAGAUGUAUUGUGUGUUGGAACCAUACACGCAUACGGUUUUUUCUAAACUCUUGACUAUCGUAAUCCGCUCGAUAGCACGUAUUGAAGAUGAGGCUGUGUUAGAUUGGUCAGAGCGAGAAACAGCUUUUAAACUCUGUUCGUGAACGAUUUUCUCGCGUAUUCCCAGAAAUGUGGAUUACUUAACUUGCCGAUGAACAGUGGUGGAUGUGAAUUCUGUUGCUCGCUUCUAAAUACCGACACGGUCUAAUCGUGCAAUCUCUUGGACUCUACGUACACCAAGCAUCGCGAAAACUCAGACAAAAUGCAAAUAAUGUAACUACAUAUUAUAGUUCGCAAGUGACGUAAAUUACUCUUAGUUUUUAUCGCAGCAGAGUUAGGCCGUACACGCUAAAGAAAGUUAUAGUAAUUACUAAGUCCACACGAAAAUUUUCGGAAUUCACACGGUCUUUCCCUCGCACAGGUUAUAAACUAUGUAAACUCUGUAAAAAAAAAAAAAAAAAAAAAGAAAAAGGAAGAACGUGCACACAAAAUCGGCUCUUAUCGUGUUUUGUCGUUGGCACGAGUAAAUAUUUCAAAUACACGCAGAUGGAAAAUUUUAUAAUAAUAAUCGACAUUACGUGAACUUGCUUUCGGGAUAAUUUCACCAGUAUUGCGAUGUCGAAGAAGCAUAUUACGCGAACUACACUGGUCCAUAAAAAAAGUAACUUUUUUGUCACAUGGUUAUGUCCAUCAUAUUUGUGUGUGUCAAAUUAUGUAAUUUAUACAAUAUUUUUUACGUUAGAUUAAAAAUGCAAACAGAUUUUUUCCAUAACCCAGAGUUUUCCAGUGAUAUGAUUUUGAAAUAAUUUUAAAAUAUAAUAAUUUUUAGAUUUCAAGAAAUUAGUUUUCACUGUACAGACAUGAUUUAAAUUUUUUCGAAACGCGUACUGAUUCUUUACUGUAGUUAUUUAUUUGCUGUGGAUAAUUUGGCUUAUAAUAUGUCUUUUGUAAAAAUAAAACUUAUAUCAGUUUUUAUCAUAGCUUGUGCCUGAUUGGAGAAAAAUUACAUAAAAGAAGAAAAAUCAUUAAUCUUAAUCUAAAUGAAGUUUUAUGAACAAAUAUAUUGCUUAAAUGGAGAAACUUUUUAUGGAAAAUGCUUGAUAGUACUUCAAUAUAAAAAAUUUAGGAUUAAAUCGAAUCCCGAAUUACAUGAAAUGUCGCAUAUACAAUAUCUUAGAUAGGCAAACCUGCAGAAGCAAGUUUUAUGCAUUGUCUACUGUAAAUUUUGUCGAUAGAAAUAUAACAAGAUCUGCUAGCAGAAUAUUAUGGCAGCUUAACCGUAGAGUAACUGAACAAGAUUAAUUGUUCUGUAAUCAUUUAAAUGGAAUAUACUGCAAAUCCUGCUCGGUUUCUGCCGUCAAUUUGUUAAAAUUAUGUCAACAGGCUUUGUCGACAAAACACGAAAUUAGCGCACGCAGAUGGCUAUGCAUCUGCUAUAGUAUUCUCAUCGAAUUUGCUACCAAUCUGCCGGCACCCUGCUAACAUUUUACUUGUUGGUAUGUUAAAUCUCAGAUGAUUAUGAGAAAACUGCGAACGAUAGAGAAAUUCUAAAUUUUACAAUUUUAACGCAUGAAAAUACACAAGAUAUACAUCAGGAAUUCCAUGUGACAAAUUACCUGUCGGCCGGCGUUAUCUAUCCGAAUGAUACGACAACACAUGUUUUACAUAGUUUACACGUAGACGUAUACUCUGUCGAUGUUUAUGCGUAGUUUACCUGGCAACUAGUUCGUGAGUAAAACAAAUCGCGUACUCUCUAAAUUUUUUAGAGUGGAGUAUCUCAUUCAAAACGAAUGGAAAAUGAUAGUAUUUUCCUCGAGCGACAGUGAAAAUACUGCCAUAUGAAAUCACAAGAAUGAAUACUUCAUUCAACUUUAGAAAUUCUAUAUAAAUGAAUAUUUCAGUCGAUUAGAAUGAAUAUGUUUCUCUGACGGUGAAGCACCAUCUGAUUUACUUGACGGUUCAGAGUCGAGAUCUUAUUUUAUAUGCAUGAAAAAUCACUCGAAUUCAAGUGACUCGAUGAUCACUCUAUUUUUCGAGUGAAACUUCACUGGAAAAAAUUUAGAGGGUGAGAAAUUGUGCAUUUUGAACGAGCGCGCGCGUCCCAUAGUUUAAAAUUAUUUUUUCAACUCGCGUCAUCUUACAGGGAAACUCAGUUAAUAUUUGUAUUACGUCAGAUGCGUGCGAACGGGAAGAUGUAUAUCGAAGCAUCCUUCGACGAAUAUUCUUAUAUUUAUUCAUAUCAUGGAGUACACACGUCGCACAUUUUCAUGAGUGUCAACGUUAAAUCUAACCCGGGUAUAAAUAUCCGCGGCAAAGGCGAACAGACGUGUCGCAUGGAAACCAAUCGCUCAGAGUUGGUCGGCAUCUCGUUUCGCUUAUUAUCACUCUAGAAAUCAGGCGUUACUCCGUGAAGCAAAAGUAUCUUUUCUCGAAAUAAGAACAUUGAGUUUGUAUAGAUAAUCGGCAGUACGGCCGAGUUAUAGGAGUGUAUUAAUUAAUAAUGUAAAUAGAAUCGAUGAGAGGAAAUUGAAAUGUAAAACGAGACGACUCGUAGUAUCGAUCAAAUUGCAAAACAUCGGAGAGCAGGAGAUAUAUUUUUGAUAGAGAAUGGGGCAGAGAAAAGAGUGUGUGACGAAUGAUCAAUCGUUAUCAGAGUAGCUGAAAUUCACGAUUCGUGUGGUGCGUGGAAGGAUGGACGUGCAUUGCCCUACAAAAUCGAAAUCUCGAAAUUCACAUGCUGGGACAAUUUCCCGAAAAGCCAUAAUACUGAAAUGUGAAUAUUGAGAUACUAUUUUCCCGAUUUUUAUAUAGUUAUUCUAAGGAGGAACAAUUACUCCGAAAACAGUGCAAACAGGUGCAUUAAUACUUAUUUGGAUAUUUCUUGCUGCACCCAAGCGAGCAGAUACUAAUGCAUCCGACUGUACAACGAAAUAACUUAUUGCAAAAUACAGUUUUCCCAAAAUAUUUGAUAUUAUGAUUUUUCGGGAAAACUGUAUGCUUCUCCAAUAUUUCGAUAAAACUGUAUUUCGAGGGAUUCUCAAAUAGGCAUAUUCUGGCAUAUUGUUCAAGAAUUUCACCUGUAUAUAAAAGAAAUUGUUUAAUGUCAUGAAAAUUGCGGCAACAUUCUGUUACCAUGAAAAUUGCUGCUUGUUUUACUGAGAAGGGAAUACAAUUAUUCUGAAAUUAUCAUAGUAAUAAGAAAUAAAUAUUUUGUUUAAAAUUUAUAACCUAAUAAGAUUAUGAGUAUUUUUUAAAACAAUACAUUUUGAAUACAUUAUGCUACAUUUUUACAAUAACAUCACAAAGUAUAUAUUAAGGCCCGGUUCCACAAAUUCGAGUUUAAACCGAACUUAGCUAAACAAUCGUUAAAUUUAAUGCUACGUUAAGCUUGUUUUUCACUGUAGGUUACAUAAUUCAAAUUUCAGUAUUUUGACCUUUCAGCAAAUUGUUCGACUUUUUAAAUUUCGGUAUAUUUUUGUUUAGAACGAUGCAUAUCCACCUGUGGAGUUUGUGAAACGUUUACGUUUCUAGCGAGUCGAGUGUAUACGUCGCAGCGAAGUGAUCGCGUUUUAAGUCGAGACGAAUGAAUUUUCGGAACGUCGCAUAUCAUGUUACACUACAUUCGAUCCGUGCGCAUUAGUCAACGUCGUAUUUUAAACCGAUAACCCGUCGAAGCAUUUAUUUACGUAACAUUUAUAGGAGAAAAGGAGAGAAAGCUACGGUUGUAGUUGCAGCGCUGGAACAAAUCGGCUAAUAGUGAAAUUAUUGUCGAGCUAUCGUGGUUUCAACAUGUGCCUUUCACUCGUGAAUUUGUGUGAAUCAUAUAUAUGUAAAUAUUAUAUGUUAAUGAUACAUGUUAAGAAAUAUAUUUGUAUAGAAUGAGA
Messenger RNA from Odontomachus brunneus, 9225 nucleotides. Its product is annotated as cysteine-rich hydrophobic domain-containing protein 2. The coding region runs from base 441 to 938 and encodes 165 amino acids. The record is from RefSeq and is a predicted model, not a curated record. Lineage: Eukaryota; Metazoa; Arthropoda; Insecta; Hymenoptera; Formicidae. The transcript has 4 exons.